This is a messenger RNA of Spirodela intermedia, 495 nucleotides long. Lineage: Eukaryota; Viridiplantae; Streptophyta; Magnoliopsida; Alismatales; Araceae. The record is from the annotation of a GenBank genome assembly.
AUGCAAGAUCCGGCGGUCAACGGGGGAGCGGCCGCAUUCCAGCUGGCGGUCAACGGGGCACCGCAGUUCCCGCAGGAGGAGAGGCACCUCAAGUGCCCCCGGUGCGAAUCGACCAACACCAAGUUCUGCUACUACAACAACUACAACCUCUCCCAGCCCCGCCACUUCUGCAAGGACUGCCGCCGCUACUGGACAAAGGGCGGCGCCCUCCGCAAGGUCCCCGUCGGCGGCGCCACCCGCAAGACCUCCUCCAAGCGCAGCUCCGCCGCCGCCGCCGCCGUCCCCCCCUCCGCCGCCGCUUCUCCGCCGCCCCCCACCCCCGCAGCCUCUGCGCCGCCGCCACUCCAAAUCCCGAGGAUCCAGCCCGUCCCCGACCGCCACCUCUUCUUCAGCUCCCUCCGGCCCUCGAACGACCCCGCCGAUCAUUCCGCCGCCGCCCCGCUCUCCUCCGGAGCUCCGUCGCUGGAGCAAUGGCAGAGAACGCACUACAAUUAG